AUGCUGGAUUUAGAUUUCGAAGGAUAUGUUUUGAUUUUCGAUGGCGCAGCCAAGGUCUCCACCAGACAGGAAAGUUGUGGAUGUAUUAUCCAAGGUCUCCACCAGACAGGAAAGUUGUGGAUGUAUUCUGUGGCGUCUACCCGGUUGGCACUAAGCGCCCACGGUUUCCCUCUGGAUGACGUGACCGUGAACGAUGCAGAGUAUCACGGGUUGAUCAAAGGCUUGGAACUGGCCGCCGACCGCGGUUUCAGAGAUGUGGUCGUGGUCGGCGAUUACAGGAUUGUCAUUCAACAAGCGCAAGGCUUAAUAGCGUUGAAGACGAAAUUUGACUCAGUACGGUUGGUCCACGUCAAACGAGCCAGCAACCAGGCCGCAGACUACUUGACGACGAAGACGUUGGCGCUCGGGAAAGCGUGGUUGGUUGAGGAUGCUGAUGAGCUGAUGCAUCUGAAAUUGGUGUCCAUGAUCCCGGAGAAGACCAUGAAAUCUGCGGAAUUCCCGGAACGGAAGGACGACGCAAGUCAGAGCCCGAUGAGCGACAGUCCAAAUGAUUCCGUUUCAGACCCUAAUGACACGAGUCGACCACUUGACUAUCGAGACGAACGUUGGAGACGCAUUAAAAUCCACCAGGACGAGAAUCCAGAGUUAAAAAGCCUCAAGAACUAUUUGAGGGGUGACCUGGUGAACUAUACGCGGUGGGAAGUCAAGAAGAUCGCGAAGGUUUCAGACCGAUAUGUUUUAAACUCAAGGGGCGUUCUUUAUCGAUUAGAUACCCCUACGCCGGAACGUCCUAGGGACAAGCGCUCUGAACUUCACCUAGUUGUACCAGAAGCCUUGCGACCCGACAUCCUACAUCACGCUCACGAGGAUUUCCAAAGCGGCCAUCAAGGCAUUACCAGGACAUAUGAGCGUCUGCGUUGA
Messenger RNA from Phytophthora megakarya, 921 nucleotides. The record is from the annotation of a GenBank genome assembly. NCBI's taxonomy places the organism in Eukaryota, Oomycota, Peronosporomycetes, Peronosporales, Peronosporaceae.